Eptesicus fuscus (big brown bat) is the source of this 688-nucleotide messenger RNA. RefSeq names its product angiogenin-like. Lineage: Eukaryota; Metazoa; Chordata; Mammalia; Chiroptera; Vespertilionidae. The record is from RefSeq and is a predicted model, not a curated record. Gene Ontology annotation, biological process: innate immune response; antimicrobial humoral immune response mediated by antimicrobial peptide; antibacterial humoral response. Bases 78 to 518 code for a protein of 146 amino acids. Gene Ontology annotation, molecular function: RNA nuclease activity; nucleic acid binding. The transcript is spliced from 2 exons.
CAUCUCCAGGAACAAAGAGGUGGAAACCAUCUUCAGUUGGAGCCACUCUUCUUGAUUCUUGAGCCUUGUUGGAAGAGAUGAUGAUGGGCCUGGGUCCCCUGUUGUUGAUCUUCAUGCUGGGGUCCUGUCUGACCCAACCAAACCCGGCUCCAGAUGACCAGAGGUACAAAAUCUUCCUGAACCAGCAUUAUGAUCCCACUCCAGAUGGACACGAUGACAGAUACUGUGAAGUCACGAUGAAGAGACGAGACUUGACUUCACCCUGCAAAGACAUCAACACCUUUAUUCAUGGCACCAAGAAGAAAAUUAAGGCUGUCUGUGAAGAUAAGAAUGGGAAGCCUUAUGGGGAACAUUUCAGAAUAAGCAAGUCUCCUUUCCAGGUCACUAUUUGCAGGCACCACGGAGGGUCCAACCAGCCUCCCUGCAAGUACAGAGCCACAGCAGGGUCCAGAUACAUUGUUAUUGCCUGUGAACAUGGCUUGCCUGUCCACUUGGAUAGGACCUUUUACCGUCCAUAAUCAGCAGGCCACUAGCCCAGAGUUGGCUCUGCUCUCUAUUCCUGGCAUUUCCCCUACACACUCUAGAACAGGGGUGGCCGCAUUCAUUGCCAGGGGCCCAGAAAAUGAGCUGCCUGGAUCUUUUGUUUUCUGUUUUACAAUAUGUAAUAAAUAAAAAUGUCUCUGAAAUC